This is a messenger RNA of Peromyscus californicus insignis, 1921 nucleotides long. It is a transcript of the gene Nudt17, whose product is annotated as nudix hydrolase 17. Gene Ontology annotation, biological process: NAD+ catabolic process; NADP+ catabolic process. The coding region runs from base 337 to 1383 and encodes 348 amino acids. The transcript is spliced from 8 exons. Gene Ontology annotation, cellular component: cytosol. The record is from RefSeq and is a predicted model, not a curated record. NCBI's taxonomy places the organism in Eukaryota, Metazoa, Chordata, Mammalia, Rodentia, Cricetidae. Gene Ontology annotation, molecular function: NADH pyrophosphatase activity.
CCUCAGAACUGCACCAACUGGGCUGGACAUGGAGGCCUGGUAGUCAGAAGGCCAACAUCUGUUUUGGCUACACAAGUUUGAGGCUAGCUUGGGUUAUAUGAGACCCUGUUUUACAUUUUUAAAAAAUUGUUAGGCGUCUGAUAUGGAGCCGUAAUUAAUUUAAGGCACUUACUUGCUGAGAGGUGGACGGGGCCUUAAGUGAACUUCAGCCUAGGGGUGGCGGGGAAUUACACGCCUCUCCAGAAAUCAUUCAGCCUGGGCAUUGUUGUCCCAAACAGAGAAGUCAGAAAGAACCCAAGAGGAAAUGAGAAUGUGUAGCGGGUUUCUUUGUGUUUUAUGAGCAUUACACGCAGGGAUUGCCCCCAAAAGUUGUGUCUAAAUUUCCCAGCCUGCCUGGAAAAUCUGGCUUGCACAGGCGGACCGGAAGUCGCACGCCUCAUGGCGCUGGGCCACCAGGGGGCGCCAGGCCAGGCAAGCGGCGACCGGAGCCGCGCGAUGGCUGCUGCCCGGUUGCUGCUGCGCCUGGCCGGGCGCCUGGAGUCGGCGAACUUCAUGCAGAGUGUGUGUGGCCUCCUGGGCGCCGAGCAAGGACCGGGGCCGUGGCACGCGCACUGCAGCUUGGAGCGAGGACGGCUUGUCCUCUCCAGCCAUUCGUUCCCCGGCGCCUCGGAGAGGCUUCCAAUCCAGAGACCCCCUUUCUGCCCUUUUGCGGCUCUGGACCAGCAGCCUGGGGGCUCCAGGACCGAGCUGCCCACGAAUAGAGGUGUGGAUGUGGCUGUGGCUGUGAUUCUUCAGUCCAGUGACCAGACUGUCUUGUUGACCCGAAGGACAUGCACUCUCCCCAUUUCCCCCAACAUCUGGGUCCCUCCAGGUGGCCACAUGGAACUUGAUGAGGAGAUACUGGAGUGUGGGCUUCGAGAGCUGCAGGAAGAGUGUGGGUUACAGCUGCCCCAGGACCAGUUCUCUUGUGUCCUUCUGGGGUUGUGGGAGUCUGCCUACCCUCCUAGGCUGAGCUGGGGUUUCCCCAAAUACCAUCACCUCGUUCUCUACAUACUCGUGAUCUCCCAGGAGUCACAGCAGCAGCUCCAGGCCCGGAUCCAAAUAAAUCCAAAUGAGGUGAGUGCCCUUAUGUGGCUGGGACCAGAUGUAGCAUCGGCUGUGGCCGCCACAGAGGAUGGCACAGAGACACCCAGACGUCUCCUCCAGGACCUACCACCCUCUCUCCCUGCAACCGAACUGAGGGACGACGGAGGAACCCAACCUCUGCUCCUGCCCGUGUCCACACUCCUUCGGACAACCCCAACCACAGCAGAGGACAAAGAACGGGUCAGCACGGGAACCAAGUUUGCUCUCAGGCUCUGGCUGCAACAUCUGGGCAGGUGAAGGCUUAAACCUCCUCAAAAGACGCCGUGAGAGCCCUAACGGAAGCUGUGGAAGGAGACUAAGACUACUUAGGACCAAAAGAAGUAUUCACUUGUCGGGGGUGGUGGAAGACUAGUUAUGUAAGUAUAUCCAGGACCUCAAAAAAAACCACCUUAUUGUGCCAAUCGAAUAAAUGCCAUUUGGAAUAGUAAAAGUGAAAAGGAAUGUGACUGCCACGUGCUGUGGGAAGUUCCCGCAGUUGUCAUUGGCAAUCUAUUGGAACAAUUCAAUGUAUGGCUCUGCUACUCACGAAUGUGACCUCCCGCUCUGUCUCCCUCCUCACCUGUAACCAUGGCACAUAUGUUGUGGGGCUAUUAUCAGGACUCAGUGAGAUAGUGCAUGCAAAAUGCUGAGCACGAUGUCAUCUAUUCUAAGUCCUUAAUGUCACACACUGUGGAUGACUAAAGGAGAUGCAGAGAGAGCUGAGAUCCAGGAGAAGUAAGCCCUAAAGUGGGAAGGCAUCUAAGUGACUGUCCUGGGACAGAGGGAAGCAGCAAAG